AUGGUGUCCCGACUAAUCUGUCGUCUGGUGGUGCUGGCGUUUGGGAUGCUGUACCCUGCUUAUGCUUCCUACAAAGCUGUGAAGACCAAGAACAUUCGUGAAUAUGUCCGAUGGAUGAUGUACUGGAUUGUCUUUGCAUUCUUCAUGUCAGUGGAGACCUUCACUGACGUCUUUAUCUCCUGGUUCCCUUUCUAUUAUGAGAUCAAGAUGGCUUUUGUGUUGUGGUUGCUCUCACCCUAUACUAAGGGAGCCAGCCUACUUUAUCGCAAGUUUGUCCACCCGUCCCUUUCCCGCCAUGAGAAGGAAAUUGAUAUAUACAUCGUGCAGGCCAAGGAACGCAGCUACGAGACAAUGCUCAGCUUUGGGAAGCGCAGCCUCAACUUCGCUGCCUCAGCUGCUGUGCAGGCUGCCACUAAGAGUCAAGGUGCACUGGCUGGCAGGCUGCGGAGCUUUUCCAUGCAGGACCUGCGCUCCAUCCCUGACACCCCUACCCCCACCUACCAAGAUCCCCUCUACCUGGAGGACCAGGUGCCCCGCCGGAGACCACCCACUGGAUACCGGGCAGGGGGCCUGCAGGACAGUGACACAGAGGGUGAAUGUUGGUCAGAUACUGAGACCAUCCCUCAGCCACCAGCCCGGCCCCGAGAGAAACCUCUGAGCCGUAGCCAGAGCCUGCGUGUGAUCAAGAGGAAGCCAUUAGUGCGGGAGGGCACUUCACGCUCCCUGAAGGUUCGGACAAGGAAAAAGGCUGUGCCUUCAGACCUGGACAGUUAA
Messenger RNA from Chrysochloris asiatica (Cape golden mole), 774 nucleotides. RefSeq names its product receptor accessory protein 4 (gene REEP4). Gene Ontology annotation, biological process: endoplasmic reticulum tubular network organization. Lineage: Eukaryota; Metazoa; Chordata; Mammalia; Afrosoricida; Chrysochloridae. Bases 1 to 774 code for a protein of 257 amino acids. The transcript is spliced from 8 exons. The record is from RefSeq and is a predicted model, not a curated record. Gene Ontology annotation, molecular function: microtubule binding. Gene Ontology annotation, cellular component: endoplasmic reticulum membrane; endoplasmic reticulum tubular network; cytoplasmic microtubule.